Polychytrium aggregatum is the source of this 453-nucleotide messenger RNA. RefSeq lists its product as uncharacterized. The transcript has 4 exons. Gene Ontology annotation, molecular function: potassium channel regulator activity. Lineage: Eukaryota; Fungi; Chytridiomycota; Chytridiomycetes; Polychytriales. Gene Ontology annotation, cellular component: plasma membrane; striated muscle dense body. Bases 1 to 453 code for a protein of 150 amino acids. Gene Ontology annotation, biological process: regulation of potassium ion transport; regulation of muscle contraction. The record is from RefSeq and is a predicted model, not a curated record.
AUGCCCCAAAGUAGCUCCUCUGGGUCUGCUGCGGGCCCUGCUCGCCGCAAGUAUCUCGCCCGGGUUGUGGUCUUGUCGAUGGGCUUUCUGCUCAUCUUCAGCGCCUUCAGCACCAUCCAGACGCUCAUGUCCACGGUUCUAGACACCCAGCUGGCCUUUUGGACGCUCUCGAUCCUGUAUCUCUCGUUUGGCAUCUCCAACUUUGCCCUUGCCGGUCUCACAGUCGAGCUGCUCGGAGUCAGAUAUGCUCUGGUUCUCGGGGCGCUCCCGUAUAUCUUGAUGGAUGUCGCCUAUGUCAUCGCCAUUGAUAGCCCCGACCAACUCAGCCUGCAGUACAAGCUUUUGAUCCCUGCUGCGGUCCUCGUUGGCAUAGCCUUGACCUCGAGUGACCGAGACAACCUAUGUGUCAAGACUGGACAACGGGGCAAGCAGGGAAGUGCGCAAGAGUCCUAA